CAAAGAACAAAUUCCGGAAGUAAGCCCUCCCCCACACAACGCGUUCUGUUUAUCGUCUCAUUAAACAUUUUAAACUAUUGUGGUUUGUUUGAUUUCAACCUUCGAAACAUAUAACAUGUAAUUUUAUGAAAAAAUUCCCAUAGCACACAAAAAAACGGAAUAUUUUAUCAUGGACAAGGAAGAUGUCGAAACGCCGGAGGAGAGGCUAUUGAAGCGGCAACGCAGGGAGAAGAAGGACCUGCAAGCCAAAAUCCAGAGCAUGAAAAACGGUAUUUCCAAAAAUGAUAAGAAGAGGCGGAAGCAGAUGACGGAGGAGAUCGGCACGAUGGAGGCAGAGUUGGAUCAGAAGCACAACGAGGAGCUGCGGCAACUCAUGUCUACAUCUAGCGCUGAGGUCCAAGAGGCAGUGAAUGGAGUGGAGGCGCUGACGGUUGAGGUGCAGCCUCGCAUCAGCAAAGCCCAGAAGAGAAGGGACAAAAAGGCUGCCCAGGAGCGCGAGCGUGAGAGCAGGAUUGCAGAGGCCGAGGUGCAAAACCUGCAGGGUGAGCGCCACAUGGAGGGUGUCAAGUUGGCGGAGAAGCUGGCCGCGCGAGGUCUUCAGAUCAAGGAGAUCUCCUCUGAUGGCCACUGCAUGUAUCGCGCCAUACAAGACCAGCUGGUGCGGCGACAUGAGUUGAGCGUGAAGGAUCUGCGGUGUCAGACGGCGGCACACAUGCGGAGCCACGCCGACGACUUUCUCCCUUUUCUCAGCAACCCUGACACGGGCGACAUGUACACAGCAGAGGACUUUGAGAAAUACUGUCAUGAUGUGGAGCACACAGUGGCGUGGGGCGGACAACUGGAACUCCAAGCACUGAGCAAAGUCCUGCAAUGUCCCAUCGAAGUCAUCCAGGCUGAUUCGUCGCCCAUCACCAUCGGCGAGGAGCACACCGGUGACGGCAUCACCUUGAUCUACAUGCGUCACGCAUACGAGCUGGGAGAGCACUACAAUUCUGUGGAGCGGCUCAAGGAGCCGGCUGACCACAGCUGAGAGAGAACUCGGUCGCCCUCUGCUGCACAGCAGCUGAUGGCACACUUCACCUGCUUAUCACGCUUGCUGCAAAGGCAAGGCAGUUGUUGAGGGAAAAUCCAUUUGGGCGUCCUUAUCGGCCACUGCCGCGACCUUUUCUUUCAUUUGUUGGAGUGUCUGUCAGGCGGCGAUAAGACGCUCCGAAUGAGCUUUGAGCGGAGGAAUGUGGCGCAGUUCUUUUGUUUUUUUUCCAGCCCGGAGAAAAGCAGGAGGCAUUUGAAGAUGUUGCGUCACAAAGACAAGAUGCUUCAUUUGUUGCUUUCGAGUAGGAAUAAAUGAAGCUGGAAUAAGAA
Molecule: messenger RNA, 1362 nt
Organism: Syngnathus typhle (broad-nosed pipefish)
Lineage: Eukaryota; Metazoa; Chordata; Actinopteri; Syngnathiformes; Syngnathidae
Gene: otud6b
Product: OTU deubiquitinase 6B
Exons: 9
Coding region: 170-1030 (286 amino acids)
Biological process (GO): protein deubiquitination
Molecular function (GO): cysteine-type deubiquitinase activity
Source: RefSeq, a predicted model, not a curated record